This is a messenger RNA of Megalops cyprinoides (Indo-Pacific tarpon), 4722 nucleotides long. Its product is annotated as junctional protein associated with coronary artery disease-like. The transcript has 4 exons. Gene Ontology annotation, biological process: positive regulation of blood vessel endothelial cell proliferation involved in sprouting angiogenesis. Bases 176 to 4513 code for a protein of 1445 amino acids. The record is from RefSeq and is a predicted model, not a curated record. Gene Ontology annotation, cellular component: ruffle membrane; adherens junction. Lineage: Eukaryota; Metazoa; Chordata; Actinopteri; Elopiformes; Megalopidae.
AACUGAACAGCACCCCCAGUACAAGAGCUCUCAGCGGCUGAAGCUGAGCGCAGGGGAACUGCCAGGGCAGCGUUAAGCAUCUUCUAGUGAUGGCCUCUGCUGAACAGUUUUGCUCCUGCUCCGAGCGCCGCGCGUAGGAAACAAAACGCCUCACCCCGCUGAGAAGAAACACAACAUGUACAGUGUGGAGGAUCUCCUGAUUUCUCAUGGAUACAAACUGCCCAAAAACAACGACGCCCCCUCGUCCUGCCAGGCGCGCUACGGCGAUUGCCACCGUGAAAUGGCCGAGGACAGGUCUGGUCACGGAACAGCGAACGGGCGCGAGGCUGACGCGGGGACCUACGUCUGCAGCAGGCAGCCGGCGGCGGCAGCGCCGGCGACGAAGGGCUACCCCGGCGACGGCGAAUGCAGGGAGAGAAACCAGAGGAGAGCCGGGGCUGGCAGCGGUAACCAAGGUGACACGCAGCCCUCGGGUGAUUUCCUUAGCGCGGAUAGCGGGUUCUAUAACGGUACCAGAGAGCUGUAUUCUCAGCAGAGGGGUGAGAAGGAUGUGUCCUACUGGAGGAGGAGGGGCCAGGACUUCAGCCUCUUGCUGGAUUACGCGGAGGGCAGGGAGCCGAGAGGAAGUGGAUUCGGGAAGGGAGAGGGGCCGCGGCGGGCUCAGGGGCCUCCCGUGGAGGAGCUCAGGGCCGAGAGGCAGCGCUGGGACGAGAGUGCGUGGCUGAGGGUGCGGGACGCGGCGCAGGAGCAGUGGCGGGCGGCGGGGGACAGGAAGUGCCAGAGUCUGGGCACGGAGGAGUGGAGACCGGCGGUAGGGCUGGGGCGGCACCUCUCCGACAGCGAGGGUGAGAGGUGGACUCAGGAACAGGGGCGCCUGAGGGCCACAGAGGGCGCCGUCCACCCCAAAACCAAAGGGAAAUCCCAGUCCCUUCCCAGAGUGCUGUCUCCGGAGAGUCUUCAGUACAUCGACGUGCCCGCCUCCCGCUCGGACGGGCUCAGCGGCCAGCGGGUCAAUGGCUCCGUCUCCCAGUUACCUCACGGUAAAUUCCACCACAGCAACAUUGCGGGCAGCAGAGAGCCGUGGCUGGAGAAUGGCAGGCCGGGUCUUCACGUUGCACUUUUACCAAAGCCCAGGUUUAGCAGGCCCCUCAAGCCUCCCUCCUAUGAGGCUCACCAGCAGACACGGGGCAGCUUCGAGAUGCUGGCAGGAGAUCAGGUACCCAAUCCUAAAGACAGAGCAGCCUGUCCCAGCAUGAGCGCGGGACCGGACUUUUUUGCACACGAGUUCAUGGGGUCCAGCGUGGAGCCUCCGGUCUACAUACCUCCUCCAUCCUACAAGAGACCCCUGCUCCACAGAGGAGGCCAAAAGAGCAGCGACGAAGUGUCCAGCUACAAGUUCAAGAGGGAGGCUGAGCAGCUGCCGUGGAGUGUGGAGGCUGGGAAGUGGUAUCCCAGACAGACGGAGGGCUCUUGGCUGGAACGCCAGCGGGACAGAAGCGUUCCGUGCAGGAAACAGGUGUUUCCUGGACGCUCGGAGGACCGUUUUGGGUCUGUUCAGUACCUUCCCUUUGAUGACCCGCGCGUGAGACACAUCUCAGGAGGGCCGUGUGGAAACUCUCUGACCGAUUCAGACAAAAUCAGGAACAUCAACAAAGAGGUUCCCAGCGCUAAAGUUUUAGGACAAUCUACACAUGACAGUGCCUUUCUCCCCCCACAGGAGCUAUUUCUCAAUACGGACACUAGCAAAAUGUCUCUCAGUGAGCAGGACAGUGGCAAUAGGUGGCACAGUGGUUUGCACAAAGGGAGUGAGAACUCCGUAGUAUCUGAUAAAAUAAGUGGCGAGUAUCCAACAGCUUUUCAGGUCAGAUCAACUCGGCAGAAUCGAAAUCCAGACCAGGGCUUUUCCGAAACCAUAACUCAAGUAAAGAAAAUUGAGCCGGGCACUGAAGUAGAGAAAAGUAAAAACAUAAAGAAAAAACUGAAUGAGACUAUAUUCUGCUUGGUGUCUGUUCCCAUCCAUUUGCAGUCGAAUGGAGAGAGCUCGAAUCAGGUCAACCACGAGAAGCCGCCCACAGAAGACCCAGCAGAGAGCUCCACUGAGAACAAGGCAGGUUACUUGCAAAACCAAAGUCUCCUAAGCACAUCAUCCACAGAUCUAGAGCUGCAAGCACUCACAGGCGAUAUGACAAAUAGCAAAGGCCCCAAAAAUCCCCUCGCGAGGAAAGAGGCAUCGGACGUACGGUCCCUUGGGCCGAAGAAAGAACUGUAUUCCGGGUCCUGGCCUGGCGAUCAGUACAGGGACCAGGAGACGCAGACCAGCUCCCCUGAAGCCUCCGGGGGCGCUCCUCAGGGCCCCACAGACCAGCAAGCACAAGACCACGCCCGCUCGGCCUCGGACACCACCACGGACAGCGGCGUCGGCACGGACUGCAGCAACAGGUACGGGUAUCCCAUGAAGGGGCAGAAGAACCUGAACCCGUCCAGCAACAGCGCUUUCUCCAGGACGGCCACCUUCUCCAGCCAGCUUCACAAGAGCACAGCUCAGUCACCACAACCCUCAGGAAACCAGGAGGAGAUGGACUACCUUUCGGCCCAGAGUGGCAAGAGCAAACCCCCCACCAGCUACGGUCAGGAGGCCUUCGGCCAAUUCCUGCUGAAGCCCGUCAGCCGGCGGCCGUGGGACGUGAUCGAGGAGCUGGAGUCCUUCAACAAGGAGCUGCAGCAGCAGAUUGGCAAAGGGGCCAGCGUGGACCAGUGCAUCGAGGAUCUGGACGAGGCCUACAAAGACAUCCUGGAGCUGGGCACGGUCAGCAAUAACAUUGAAAACGCACAGAUCCUUGACCUCCAGGAGGCGAGCGCGACCCUGUCGGACAACCCCCUCUGCAGGACGAUGAAAGUCAGGCAUGCGUUCGAGAGCUGGACCCCAGCGGCUGACCCUGCAUACAGGGAGGUGAAGAGCGCGUUCUCGAGACCGGCGGGGAAGGCGGCGAGUUUCCCCAAGCAGCUGAGGGAGGAAGAGGUGGCGCUUUCAGAGCCGGGCUUCAGAGAGUACAGCGUUGUGUCAUCUGUCAUCUCAGAGAAACCGGCGGGUGACGCCAGGGCAACAAACCAAGACAUCUUCGUCCCAAACGAGUCUCAACACCAAGAUGCGGGCCCACCGACGCACACCCCUGCUGAGGUGCCCUGGGCCUUGAGACAGCCAAUGCAGGACGCCUCCACUCUGACCAGCCCCCCUGAUUACGAAGACUUGUACCAAGCCUUACAGCAGUCAAGGGAAACGGCCAACAGAGGGGUGACGGCCAAAUUUGGAAGCGCCAGCGCGGCCCCUCCUCAGUCUUCGUUUAAGAUCGUCGGGUUCACCGAAGGAUCCAAACAGGAGGGCUCCUCUAAAGGUGAGACCGUGAGACCGGCAAAGAAAGAGAACUCGGUGCCCAGAUUCAGAGGAGAGAAGAGCGUAAAUGUUGUGAUGGUGAAAAGCCAAAGCGAUAGGUUCCACAGCCGAGGCGUUCCCCGUUGCAUCGUCAGGGACAACCCAACGAGGGACAAAGACACAAACGGAGCGGAGGCGGCCUCAGACGACGACUCGGAUGAUCAUUUUGAUUGGAGGAAGCAGCUCUUGUCUGCCGAGAAGCAUCUGGAAGCCCUGCUGAUCAACGAGAAGGCCAACAGCUCGCUAGCAGAGGACCUGAGCAAUCUCUACGAGGUGAAAUGUGCCAAGGGCAUACCGGAGAAUGAGUCCCUACAAGAGAGGGCAGCCAGGAUUUUAGGAAUAGAUGUGCCUGCAGAAUCUUUAGGUGUGGUGGAGCAGAAGGUAGGUAGAAAUGUGGCAGGGAAGAAGGAAGUGUCAGAAAGCGAAUCUUUUGUGACUGGAGGAGCUCCGAAAAGUAGUGCCAAUGAAAGGAUAUUGCAUGUGUCAAGGCAGCGUGAAGAACUGCAUGUGGACUCAUCAGUCUCUGAAGGACAGGAGCGACAGGAAACAGAGAAGGUGACCGAGCCCAGAGGGGACAGCAGCCUCUGUGGGGCGCUGGAGAGGAACAGCAUGGCAAACCAUUUGGGUUUCACAGAGUUUCCUGCGGAGAGGCUCAAGCUGUCGGUGGCCUUCAACACCAACGGGACUCUGGACCUGACAGCGAGCGGCGGGGACAGGAGGGGGCGGGGCCCAUCCCGGGCCAUCGAGGCCCUGCAGGACAAGCUGGCCACGCCGCCCUGCCGGGCGGUGGUGGAGCGCCUCGUCCGGAUGAAGGAGGUGGACUCCGUGUCCCGCAUGAGACGCCUCAGCACCAGGAGCUCGGACUCAGGGGAGGAGGGCGAGGACGGAGGGGUGCAGGGCCUGCCGGUCGAGCCGGAGGGGCCCCCCCUAGUUCACCGUGAGCUUCGGAACAGCACCGUCACCAAGAGGGAGAUCACUCUGCCCCUCGGCUUCUGUGUCCCCUCCAACAGGACGCUGCCCCAUGAUGAGGAAGCAGUGUCCCUCUCAGAUCACUAUGACCCCAGCCGUGUGGAAAGAGUGUAGACUCUGAUUGUAGCCUCCAUCUGAGACUCCGCUCCAACACUGUGACCUGGCUGCCCUCCGCAAUGCCUUCAUCUCAUCCCGACCCCCACAGAAAUGGCCUUCCUCUUCGACACAAGCAUUGUUUACACGGUCAUCCGGUGUUGCGCGGAAAGAGCUGUCCCACUGCCAAAGGGAAGUGACCCCCCAGGGGGCAGCUAACCCUCCCCCCG